AUGAUUAUUGUAUCUGGAAAGUACUCUGCGAAGAUUUUUUGGAUAACUUUGUUUGUGACAAAGUUCAUUUCAUCAUGUACGUGGGAUGUUUCUCUGUUCUCCAGCUUGUUUUUAUAUCUCGUGACCGGUGGCUGGCGAUAUGCUCGUGCAGUUCUUCUCACAAUACCACGGGACUUGCUUCAUUUAAAUGUUUCAUGUUCCUCUUUCAGAGCUCUCUCUGUUUUAUUUCGGCUAUAUCUAAUGCUUUAUUUGACCGCAUGGCGUCAACACGGAUUGAGAGAUAUAUUUGCAGCUCAGGUGAGGCGAAAAGGACGUGAUGCCGUCGCUGUGGUCCAUUUAGAUAGUAAGUGGACCUAUGGUGACUUAGACGAUUACUCAAAUCGAAUUGGGAACUUCCUCAUAUCAAAAGGCAUCAAACGCCAGCAAAAUAUCGUUCUUUUUAUGGAGACUGAACCUCAGUACAUUGCACUCUGGCUAGGUGCUUCAAAGGUCGGGAUCGCGACAGGUUUAAUAAACUCAAACGUUCGGCGAGACGCCCUCGUAAAGUGCCUAAUGCAGCUGAACCCCGAGGCAGUCAUUGUCGGAGGCAGCUUGGUGGAGGCUGUCAUGGAGGCAGGCAUCGUUCCCGAGGGCAAGUUGCCCAAGGGUCGGGACGUCAUCCUCUUUCCUCCGAAGACCAAGACAAAGACUCAAUGGGGCACUGACCUAGUUGCCACCCAGAUCACCCAUUUGCCUCUUGCCGACGCCAUCAGUGCAAGUUCAACGGCGUCUCCCCCGCCUCCUACGAAGCCUUUUGCUCUCACCGAUGUCCUCAUCUACGUCUUCACCAGUGGAACAUCAGGAAUGCCCAAGGCGGCAAUCAUCACACUUUCUCGGUACAUGUUCAUGUGCUCUGCAAUCCACUACUUUUGUGGCAUCCGUCCGGACGACGUGAUGUACAUUCCGCUGCCCAUCUAUCACACUGCUGGUGGAAUCGUUGGUGUCGGCCAAAUGCUCUUCUUUGGAGUGCAAAUAGCUCUCCGUACUCGUUUUUCGGCUUCCAAAUUUUGGUCUGAUUGCAUCAAAUAUGACUGCACAGUCAUUCAAUACGUCGGUGAGACGCUUCGCUAUCUACUCUCACAGCCCCACUCCCCCGAGGAGACCCAACACAAGGUUCGCUUGGCCACGGGCAACGGGGUUCGUCGCGAGAUCUGGGUCGAUUUCGUCAAGCGUUUCGGCAUCAAACAGGUGGGCGAGUACUACGGCGCCACCGAGUCAAACUCGAACCUCGCUAAUUCGGAGAACAAGGUCGGUUCCCUGGGUUUCACUUCCAUUAUUUUGCCUUGGGCCUAUCCGGUGAUUUUAGUGAAGACAGACUUGGAGACCGGCGAGGUUGUGCGCGAUCCCAAGACAGGACUCUGCAUUCUAUGCGAAUACGGCGAGGUGGGUCAGUUGGUUGGCCGUAUCAAGCGCUCCAGUCCGGUUCGCAACUUUGAGGGCUACAUUAAUCGCGAGGAGACGUCUCGCAAGGUCAUUUCCAAUGUCAAGUGCUUUGGCGACAAAUAUUUCCUCUCAGGUGAUCUUUUGGUUCAAGAUGAGCUCGGAUUUUUCUACUUCGUUGACCGUCUUGGUGACACUUUCCGUUGGCGUGGAGAGAACGUCUCCACAACGGAGGUAGAGAACCUGGUUGCCAAGGCGAUCAACUUCGCCGACUGUGCUGUGUACGGGGUCAAGGUGCCCGGGAACGAGGGGCGCGCCGGGAUGCUCGCACUUUCGCUCUACGACAACGCCUACGGUGGCAACAAUAACAGCGCUCUCACUGAGGGUCACGCCCGUGCUGACGUGCGUCCCGAAAUUCUUGAAGCCGAGUUACUGAACGACUUGGCCGAUGUCUUCGGGAAACAGCUUCCUAUUUAUGCGCGUCCGUUGUUUGUGCGUUUCAUGAAGGCUUUAGAUACCACCGACACCUUCAAGUUUAAGAAAAUAAACAUGAUGAAGACAGGGUUCGACAUAAAUGCCACCAACGACAGGAUUUAUUACUUGAACACCAAAGCCAACGUCUACAACCGACUCGAUGCUGACGUCUACCAACGUAUUUUGGUCAAUCAGAUCCGCUUUUGA
This is a messenger RNA of Mesocestoides corti, 2100 nucleotides long. The record is from the annotation of a GenBank genome assembly. Lineage: Eukaryota; Metazoa; Platyhelminthes; Cestoda; Cyclophyllidea; Mesocestoididae.